AUGACCCACACGUUCUUCACUCUGCAACAGAAUGUUUAUAAAGCCGAUCAUGAGCCCAUAACCGUUGAAGAUGUUGACGAGAACACUGUCUCUUCUCCAGCCUUGCGGCGUCUUAUCAACUCAGCUCAAGGCGCCACCGUUGGAGUGGCAGCCAGGUAUCGCCCCGACUGUACUGUUUCGUCUUUAGCAUUUGCAACGCUCACAAGAGCGCUCGUCAUCCACUUCUUCACUACGAACAAACCGAAUCCGCAGCAGCAGCAGAAGAAGAAGAAGAAAAAGAGCCAAGAACAACAGCCUACCGUUUCCCGAGGACGCAUCCUCAUACAAGACCAAAUUCUGUGUGAUACUGGCAUCCAACUUUAUGGGUACAGGAUAGACAGAAUCGCACUCGGUGUCUUCCUUGACCUCUCACUUCGGAUCAAUGCUGCAGUUGACAUCCUGUCUGGGUCUCGCAGUGAUCGGCGCUCCCUCGAGGCAAUUAUGAACGCCUUGGGCGGCGAGGUCUUACUCCAGAAGCAGAACGUGAAAACUCUCUUCGCUCGUAGAGAAGGGGAUGCAACAACCAAUGAUGUGGCGCUCCAGGCUUGGGCAGCAUGUCGCGCCGUUGCACUUCCUCACAUGGCGUCCAGAUUUGCUCCCUUAUCUCGAAUCGCCACAGACACGAUGCCAGACAUUCAUCUGAGUGCCCUGGCAAAGAUUUCUCGUGAUGCUGAAAUUUUGGAGUCUUUGAAGCCUACGAAAGUCGUCAAUAACGUCAAAGAUGGCUUCAUCUCCAAAAACGGUAAUAUCAACCUCGAGUGCACUCGCUUUAGAACGCGUAUCAUGAAAAAUAGAGACCAAGUCAUUCACAUUGAAACGCUGGAUGGAGAUCAGCGAUCAAUGAUCACUGGUCGUGCACAGGCAAUAAAUGGAAGACAAGCUCAAAUCAACAUCAAAGGCGCUGCACAGGGUUCGGGAAAGGUCUUCCGUGUGACGACCGUUGGGAAAGAAGACUUGACAGCCGCUGAAUCAUGCAGAGAAGAUAUAGUGCUAAAGGCCCUUCAAGGCACCAUCACGUUGACCGAAUAUCCAUUCUUCUGUAGUAUCUGGGCACCGUCAGUAAACAUCCAAUGGCCGCCACCAACCAAGAAUGCUUCCAGCGCACCGUUCGUUUACGAUCCGAGCGGUACAUUGAACCAUUCGCAGUAUGAAGCAGUGGAGCGAAUUAUUUCGCAAGCAGACAGGGAUCGUGUGUUGCUUAUUCAGGGUCCUCCUGGCACUGGAAAAACAACAGUCAUAGCGGCCAGUGUCGACAGUAUCGUCAAGACUGGGCCCAGGGAGCGCACAGUUUGGCUUGUGGCACAGUCGAACGUUGCUGUUAAGAAUAUUGCAGAGAAGCUUGACAAGGUUGGCUUCCGUGAAUUCAAGCUUCUGGUAUCCAAAGACUUCCAUUAUGACUGGCAUGAACACCUCUAUGAGAGAUUGGAACAUUGUUUUAUACGAUCCGACAUGUUUAGUGGCGCGUCCGUUACUGUCAGCCGGCUUCUACUCGACACAAGAGUCAUACUCUGCACAUUGAGUAUGCUGUCCAAUCCUCGUAUCAGUGAAUUUACUCGUCAAGUCCCACUUGAAACCGUGAUAUUCGACGAGGCAAGUCAGAUUGAAGUGGGAGACUAUCUGCCGCUGCUUCAGCGUUUCCAGCCAACGUUGAAAAAGAUGGUGUUCAUCGGUGAUGACAAGCAACACCGCAUGCCAGUCGUCAUUGGCAACUUCAUUUCCCGUCAUGUGUACAAUAACAAGUUGAUGACCAUGCACGACAUCACCGGCAAGGCAGCAUGUCGUUUCCUGGAUGUUAAAAGGGGCCAGGAGCAGAAAUCUGGAAAGAGCUGGAUAGUACGCUUGUCCUCCUCACCCUCGUGA
This is a messenger RNA of Suillus clintonianus, 1899 nucleotides long. RefSeq lists its product as uncharacterized. The transcript has 5 exons. Gene Ontology annotation, molecular function: transcription termination site sequence-specific DNA binding. Bases 1 to 1899 code for a protein of 632 amino acids. The record is from RefSeq and is a predicted model, not a curated record. Gene Ontology annotation, biological process: termination of RNA polymerase II transcription. Gene Ontology annotation, cellular component: nuclear body. NCBI's taxonomy places the organism in Eukaryota, Fungi, Basidiomycota, Agaricomycetes, Boletales, Suillaceae.